UUUAUAGGCGCAAAGUUAAACAGGGAUUUUCACUACUACUGUAUGAAAUCAAAGUAUAGUGGAGCCAUCUGAAGACCAAAGCUAUAAGCUUUAAUGAUGAAAAUUUUAAUUUGUCUGUAUGUCAUGAUGAACCUUAUUCAAAGGCAGACUCUGGCCUUUAUGCCAUUGUGGACAAAAUCAAAGAGGCAUCAGGACAUUACUCGAGAUGCAAUUUUACAGACAACAGCUGAUGUCUGCAGAUUGCAAGCACUCCAGGACAGGAGAGAUUUUCUUCUGCCAAGCCCGCUUACUGUAGAGUCAGUGGCAAGAGUUUGUUCCUCAUCAGAGUCAGCCAAAAAUUUCAAAAGCAGCAUUAAUAAGAUAAAUAGCUUUAAUGCAUGGGUUGACUUCCGCUAUCCCUUUAGUGCACAAUAUCAUUUUGACAACGAGGAGUUUUUGUCUGGACAGAAACUUAUUACUGAAGGUGUUAUGGCUGUCAAAUACAGCAUCAAACAACAGAGCUAUGAAGCUGCCAAAGAAGUACUAGGGAAAAUUUUACACACUUUACAGGACUUCUACAGUCAUAGCAACUGGAUUGAACUAGGAAAGAGAGAACCUUAUUCCAACCUGAUUAAACCAGACACCCCAGUCAGCAACAUAGCAGAUUCAGAAACAUGCAGGAAAUGCAAUGGCAAGGACUGCACAAACAACAUCCUAGAAGAGAUCAUGGCAAACCAGAAACUAACAUCAGGAUACUUUGGCUUCUCCAAACCAAAAGGAAAGUGCAGUCAUGGAGGAACAUUUGAUCUGUCAAGUUGGUGGCAAGGUGGCAUAAAUAAGGAUACUAUGCACUCCAGUCAUGGUUAUCUACAUGAAGUUGCAGCAUUGGUAGCCACUGCUGCUACUAGAGAACUACUUGAAGACAUUAGAGCAGCAAUUGGAGAUGCUGAGUUUCUUAGAUUAAUGGGACUCAGCCAGACAUCAGUGCUGUGUUUUGUUAUUGACACCACUGGCAGCAUGUCUGAUGACAUUGCAGAGGUCAGAAGAGUCGCUUCUUCCAUUAUUGACAGUAAGAAGGGCAAUGCAGCUCAACAGUCAGAAUACAUCCUGGUGCCCUUUAAUGACCCUGACUAUGGCCCUCUUACCAGAACAACUGAUCCUCAUGUGUUUAAGCAAAGACUCAAUGCGCUCGUAGCUCAUGAUGGAGGGGAUGCUCCUGAAAUGUGUCUCUCUGGACUCCAGCUUGCUCUCACUGGAUCUCCACCUGGAACUGAGAUUUUUGUUUUUACUGAUGAUGAUGCAAAAGAUAAAAUGUUGAGAAAUACUGUGCAAGCACUAAUAGAAAGAACAAAGUCUGUGGUUACCUUUAUGCUAACUAAUAAUCUUAGACGUCGCCGCAGGAGCAACAGGUUUUUUGGUGGCCAACAGUUCAACUCAAUUAAGGAGGUCUACCAGGACCUGGCUCAGGCCAGUGGGGGCCAUGCUAUUAGGGUUACCAAAAGAACACUACCCCAGGCUACUGGCAUUAUUCUGGAUACAUCAAGAUCUGCACUGGUCACUCUAUUCCAGGCUGUAAGAACCUCAGCAAAACAUGAAACCUUCUCAGUUUUGGUGGAUUUUUUAUUGCAAAACCUGAUAAUUUACAUUACUGGCAACUCUCUAUUUUACACUAUCACCAGUCCCUUAGGUAUCUCACAGAGCAACACUGAACUGAAUGGAGCUUUGGGGAUUAUUCACAAAGUUGGUAACUUUCAUACAUUACGUCCAAAUAUCUCAACGGUUGGACUAUGGCUCUUCAGCAUUACCUCAACACAGCCCUACACCAUCAAAAUUGUUGGUAAAAGUGAGGUUGACUUCCUGUUUGAUUUUGUAGAACUUUCCCAAGGGCUUCAUCCAAGCUAUGUUGUAUUAAACAGCAGGCCUGCUGCACAAACCAAUGUUACCCUGUUGGUCUCCAUGAUUGGUGGGGACAACAUGUGGCCUACAGAGGUGUCUCUGGUGGAAGCUUCACAUUUAAGUUCUUUAAAUGGGACGUUAGUAGACAUAGGUAGUGGGCAGUACUUGGUGACUUUCAACAGCAUCCCAGCAGGAGAGUUCACUGUUCAUAUGGUUGGACAGACCAGUUUUUCUACAACAUCAAAUGACCAUUUUCAAAGACAGUCGGCAACUCAGUUCCAUGCAUCAAGUUUGGCCAUUACUACAGAACCUGUUGGAACAAUGAACCCUGGAAAACCAUUCACACUUCUUUUCCGAGUGGCAACAAGUGGUUCUGGAGGAACCUUUAAUAUCAGAGUCACCAAUGAUCGCAAUUUUGAAACUUAUUUUAAAACAUCCUUAGCUCUCAAAAGUGGGGGCAGUGCAAAUGUAACAGUCACUAUAGUCGCUCCUGGAAAAACGCCCUCCGGAACUGAUGUCACUGUGACGAUCUUCGCUGUAGAACCCUAUGGAAGAGACUUCAACUAUGCUGUGCUGCGCCUGCCUGUUGUAGCACCGGUAACAGAUUUCACUCCUCCAGUAUGUGAGGCUGUUAACAUGAAUGCUAACUGUUCUGGAAGCUGCAGCUUCUCCUCAUGGUACCUCACUGCCAAUGUGACUGAUGGGUCAGGUAUUCAGAGUGUGAGAGUUCUACAGGGAAACGGUCACCUCAACACCACCACUGUGCUCAGUGACACAGGGAGGAAUGUCACUAUGGUAGUCUACAGCUCAUCAUGCUGCACCCAAGAGUUGCACCUGGUUGCUGUGGAUUCAGUGGGAAAUGUUGCCACCUGCUUUAAGUCUAUGAAAGCUGCAGCUUCACCAAGUAUGCUCACGUGUGGUGCAGAAUUUUGCUUUUUGCCAGUCUGUCUUUGGUCUAAUUUAGUCUAUUUAUUAAUGUUUUAUACCAUAAGUGCAUAAAUAGCACACACUUGUAAAUCUUCGAUACUUUUCUUUUUUAGAUCAUUAAAAAUCACUUUGUGACUACAGUUAGGUCUAUGGUAUUUAUAUGAAGAGUUUCAUCUUUAAUUCAAAAGAUUUAACAAAAACACAAUAAUUAAAUCACAUUGACAUACAGCAUACAAUGUGGCCAGUCAAUGUGUCAGAAUUAUUCCUUAUGCCCU
Messenger RNA from Clarias gariepinus (North African catfish), 3077 nucleotides. Its product is annotated as von Willebrand factor A domain-containing protein 7-like. The record is from RefSeq and is a predicted model, not a curated record. Lineage: Eukaryota; Metazoa; Chordata; Actinopteri; Siluriformes; Clariidae. The transcript is spliced from 16 exons. Bases 94 to 2874 code for a protein of 926 amino acids.